UAGAGAUGUACGGGGUAAGAUUGUCAUAAUUCAGUAUUAGCAAGCUACCAGUUAGCUAGCUAACAUUGGUCCAGCUAGCAUCAAAAUAGCUAUAAACCUCGCAUAACUGGUAAAUAUUCAAAUACAUGAAUCAUUCGUGUUUAUUGUGCACUUACUCGCUAAUAUAAGAAACUAUUGUUUUCUAGUGAUGAACAACAGUGCUUGAUGUGUAGCUAUUGAAAAUUACGGAUAGUUCUGUCAUGCCUUUAGCUCUUUUAGGGAAGAGAAGCGUUGAGGAUUUUCUUGCCUUUAUCAUGCAUACAAGGAGGUCAACCAGUGCCCGAGGACUAGCGAGGCGACUUACACACUUGUCUCUAACAUGUCAACUCAGCAUUCCUGAACAGGCUAUUAACUGUCAGAAUGUUGAAUCAACUUCCCCUUUAAUUUACUUUACCUGUUGUCCACUUAUUUUGACUUUAUGUAGGAGGUAAUCUGAGCCAUAAUAGCCACAGGGAAGUGUUAUUAGCCCGUUUUUCAUACACUGGUCUGUACAGUAUAUGGUUGGUAUUUCCGGUUUUUAUUUUCAAUACUGAUGCAAUUCGCACGUGACAAACACUUGCACAACCUACCAGCGCCGCAAAGGUCGGUUUAACAACCCUUUCCAUCCUCCUACCGCCAAAAGGACUAACAGCAGUAAUGGAGUUCCCCCAGCAUGCCCUGCAGCUCCUGUCAGGCCUGCGUUCUCAGCGCCAGCGUGGGUUCCUGUGCGACUGCACCGUCUUCGUGAGUUCCUCACGUUUCCUGGCCCACCGCGCUGUCCUGGCCUCCUGCUCUCCAUUCUUCCACAUGUUCUACUCUGAUCCCCCAGGGGGCGCCGGGGCCAGCUCGGUCACGCUGGACGGGGACAUUGUGACGGCGGCGGCGUUCGGCCUGUUGUUAGACUUCAUGUACGAGGGUGUGCUGCGGCUUGAGGCCCCUCCCCCAGCAGAGGACGUACUGGCGGCGGCAAGCUUCCUCCACAUGAACGAGGUGGUCCGGGUGUGUAAGAGACGGCUACAGCACCGACCUCCACCAGCUGAGGCAGACAGCACGCGCCCGGAGGAGAGUGGAGUGGUGGUGGUGGGUGGUAGUGGACCCGGAGUCGGCAUGGUGGCAACAGGAGCUGCCAAAGUGGUGGCUAUGGCGAUGUCAGUGUCUGCGUCAGUGGCGAUGCAGAGAAGCCAGUUGGGCUGUUAUACGAGGUCAGAGAGGAGGGUGGAGGUUCAUGCCCCUCUGAGCCCUGACAUGGCCGACACCACCCAGCCGGGCAUGGACCACGCCCUCCUUCAUGUGGGUGAGCUGGUUACCCUCUCCUCCGGCCCCUCUCUCAGGCUGGGGGGUCAGAGAGAGGGUCAGGGGGGCUCGGCCCUUUGCAGCCCCUGCAGCUCCACAGAGUCAUACAAUCUCAGCAGCCACCAUCGCCAGCCCUCUUCAUCAGCAGCUGCAUCAUCAGUGGUACCUGUGACCCAGACUGAUGGCUCCAGCUCCAUGGUGGGGAUACUGACCCAGUCCGACCACAGCAGCUCCUCCAGCCCAGAACAGGACAGUCAUGACCCUGUCUCUAACAAGAACACAGUCAUCACACCAGGCAUACAAUGCCAGCAGCAUGGUCUCAGUAUCAACACACACCCUCAGAUUAGAAUACAGCCUCCACACUCUCUCCUCACCUCACCUCCCAACCUGAACCUUGUACCCCAUCAGGGCCAAACCUCAGCCCUGUCCAGGCCUGACGGGCUGCAGCAUGGGGGGUCAGAGAGGGAGAGCAAGGAGACUAGUGAACACUCUAACAUGGGGACUGUGGGAGUGGAGCAGGGGGAAGGGGUGAAAGUAAAGGUGGAGGCCAUAGUGAUCUCAGAUGAGGAGUUUGAGGAGAUGGAAGGGGUGAUGAUAAGGAGAGGAAUGAAUGGGGGUAGAGAACGAGGGAUGAUGGAGGUAGAGGACAGGAAUGAGUUUAACGAUGAUAAUAAAGACAGAGAUGAACUGAACAACCCCCACUUCCUCCCUCCUCACCCCCACCACGCCUCACACCAGAUGACCCACCCCUCUGAGCCUUUCUCCUUCUCUUUCUCCCCCUCCGGGCCUGGCUCCACCUCUUCUGACGCUCCCCCUUUCCCAUCCUCCCUCUUCCCCUCCGUGGGCCAACAUUCCGACCAGCCCGUCUACUUCCAGGAUUCCAUGGGGAACUACGUCGAGGACGUCCCCACGUGCAGUGUCUGUGGGAAGACGUUCUCGUGCGCGUACACCCUGAGGCGACACGCCAUCGUGCACACACGCGAGCGCCCCUAUGAGUGCCGCUACUGUUACCGUAGCUACACGCAGUCAGGUGACCUGUACCGCCACAUUAGGAAGGCCCAUGACUCCAGCCUGCCAGCCAAACGCAGUAAAGGAGACACUGAGGAGGGCCAGCCUCCACACAGCUAACACACACAGCUAGCUGUAUACUUCUCCAUUUUACGGAGAAUGACACAUUAUUUAUGCCUUCCCCCUUCCAACACCAGACAUCCUGGUCUUGCAUGUCCAUGGCAAUGAUCUGGAAUACUUCCAAACUAUCUGGGAUAUGUCAGAUACGUGUUUCCCUCCCCCAUGGUCUUUUCAGACAUGCCCAUUCCCGGGACUGAGUGGGCCUGGUGCUGGUAUUCCUAAAGGACAGGGGCUGGUGGUGUUUUAGCUAUUUUAAAUGGGACUUUCAGGACUUUUGUCUUUUACAUAUUGUACCAGUUGUCUUACUAUGACCUCAGUGCCAAAAUACUUUGUGUACUGUACUAUGUUAUAUAUUCCAGAUAAAUUGCCAGUUGUCAAGGGUACUGUUUUUUGUCAACACUAAUAGCGUAAUGGUCUGUGAUACUUCUACCUGUAAGUCUCCAUUGUUGCCAACUUUUACGAUUGGCUGAAUAUCACUACUACUUCAUUGCUGUGAAUAGAACAAAUUUCUUCAGUCCAACAUAUUAUACAUUCCCUUCCAUUGGAGUACUAUUCAAUAAAUGACUUCCAACACGA
Molecule: messenger RNA, 3015 nt
Organism: Salmo salar (Atlantic salmon)
Lineage: Eukaryota; Metazoa; Chordata; Actinopteri; Salmoniformes; Salmonidae
Gene: zbtb3
Product: zinc finger and BTB domain containing 3
Biological process (GO): regulation of transcription by RNA polymerase II
Cellular component (GO): nucleus
Molecular function (GO): protein binding; DNA-binding transcription factor activity, RNA polymerase II-specific
Source: RefSeq, a predicted model, not a curated record